UAGUCAGUGUUCAGUUCUCAGCUUCAGUUCGUUUCAGUUUCAGUUCGCAGUCAGUUUGUCAACGGGUCGCAUGCGUAUUCGGAAUAUCGCGGAAGGCGAAUAUUAUUUUGGAAUAUUACUUGUACAAGCCAAGUGAAAUAUUUAAAGCCCUCUUAAAGUGGAGUGAUUGUGCAGUGAGAUAUUUAACAUUUCCCCCGAAGGAUUAUAAAUAAAGGAGAAAACAUGACAACCUUCGGUUCAACAGGCUGCCUCUUGCUGGGCCUUUUAUCCCUGCUGAUGUUUUUCAAUCCAGCCUCCGCUGUGCUGCGAUGCUGGCGCUGUUCAACGGAUGUCUCCAAUGGCGAGUUCUGCAAUGAUCCCUUCAUGCCGGAGACCAUCUCGGAGCAGCAGCGUUACUGGAGCUAUGUGAACUGCACCUAUUCGGUGGGUGCCAAGUCGGUGAAUGCCCGACCUGUCUGCAAAAAGCUGGUACAGGAAGUUUACGGCAAGCGGGUGAUUUCGCGUUCCUGCUUUUACGAGGACAUGGACGAUUCGCCGAAUAAGUGCGCCAAUGACCAGACCUCGUCCUACAUAAAGACCGUCUACUGUCGCACCUGCACAACAGAUGGCUGCAACGGAGGGAGUGCAUCUACUCCACUCAUCCUUCUGCUGAUGCUGCCACUUCUGUUGGCCUCGUUCCGCCACUUGCCGCUAUGCAAAUGAAGAAAUGAAUCCGGCCCGGACUUAAUUAACGGGACUCCGAGCUGAAGUUAAAGCUGGCCGGGAAUUUCGGUGCUUAGCCCGGACUUAACUGAAUUUCUUCAACGAGUUUUUAGUCACUUUUUGCCCUCACGAAAAUGCACAAAUCACCAGGAGAACAGGAGCUGUCAGAGCUGGCUGAAGGAGUUCUCCCUCCUGGCCAACGGAUGUCAUCUCAAUAUCGUCAUCAUCCAUGUAAAUGUUACUUGGUCACCUCACCAAACGAAAAUCAAAAGCAGUUACUCGUAGUCACAACUCUACACCCAUCAUUAAACACCCAAUCACACUUAACUUUGUUGUAAUUUGUACAUCUUUGUAAUAUCUUUAUUAUUGUACUUGUAAUUGAGAGGGCGGAGCCUAUUGCGGUUCAGUCUUUGAGUAAAUAAAUAAAUCGUAAUUAGAUGAUA
Messenger RNA from Drosophila eugracilis, 1145 nucleotides. RefSeq lists its product as uncharacterized. Gene Ontology annotation, biological process: positive regulation of voltage-gated potassium channel activity; sleep; regulation of synaptic transmission, cholinergic. Lineage: Eukaryota; Metazoa; Arthropoda; Insecta; Diptera; Drosophilidae. The record is from RefSeq and is a predicted model, not a curated record.